UAAAGCCUCAAAGCCAUUACAACCAUGGGUAUAGCGAAUCUCUUGGACGGAAAAGCCACAUUGACGACUACAGCACUUGGGACAUUGUCAAAGCCACACAGUAUGGAAUAUACGAACGAUGUAGAGAAUUGGUGGAAGCAGGUUAUGAUGUACGACAACCAGACAAAGAAAACGUAACGCUCCUCCACUGGGCUGCAAUCAACAACAGGAUAGAUCUGGUGAAAUACUAUAUAUCAAAAGGUGCUAUUGUUGAUCAGCUUGGAGGAGAUUUAAAUUCUACCCCACUUCACUGGGCAACAAGACAGGGUCACUUAUCCAUGGUUGUACAGCUGAUGAAAUAUGGGGCAGAUCCGUCGCUAAUUGAUGGAGAAGGGUGUAGCUGUAUUCAUUUGGCUGCCCAGUUUGGACAUACUUCGAUCGUUGCUUACCUUAUAGCAAAGGGACAGGAUGUAGAUAUGAUGGAUCAAAAUGGAAUGACACCUUUAAUGUGGGCAGCUUACAGAACACAUAGUGUGGAUCCAACCCGAUUACUACUAACAUUUAAUGUUUCUGUUAAUCUUGGAGACAAGUACCACAAAAACACAGCAUUGCACUGGGCUGUGCUAGCAGGAAAUACAACAGUUAUUAGUCUUCUGUUAGAAGCUGGAGCUAAUGUUGAUGCUCAAAACAUAAAGGGAGAAUCACCACUUGAUCUUGCAAAACAGAGGAAAAAUGUUUGGAUGAUAAAUCACCUACAGGAAGCAAGACAGGCAAAGGGAUAUGACAGUCCAUCCUUUCUGAGAAAACUAAAAGCUGAUAAGGAAUUCCGUCAGAAGGUGAUGCUGGGAACUCCUUUCCUAGUUAUUUGGCUGGUUGGGUUUAUAGCAGACCUAGACAUUGAUUCUUGGCUCAUUAAAGGGCUGAUGUAUGGUGGCGUUUGGGCUAUGGUGCAGUUUCUUUCAAAGUCAUUCUUUGAUCACUCCAUGCACAGUGCGCUGCCGCUUGGAAUAUACUUGGCAACAAAAUUCUGGAUGUAUGUGACAUGGUUCUUCUGGUUUUGGAAUGAUCUCAAUUUUUUCUUUAUACAUCUUCCAUUCCUCGCAAAUAGCGUUGCACUUUUCUACAAUUUUGGAAAAUCCUGGAAAUCUGAUCCAGGAAUCAUCAAAGCCACAGAAGAACAAAAGAAAAAGACAAUAGUAGAACUUGCAGAGACAGGAAGUCUGGACCUCAGUAUAUUCUGCAGUACCUGCUUGAUACGGAAGCCAGUGAGGUCCAAACACUGUGGUGUGUGCAAUCGAUGUAUAGCAAAGUUUGAUCACCACUGCCCGUGGGUGGGUAACUGUGUAGGAGCAGGGAACCACCGCUAUUUUAUGGGAUACCUGUUCUUCUUGCUUUUUAUGAUCUGCUGGAUGAUUUAUGGAUGUAUCUCUUACUGGGGGUUCCACUGUGAGACAAGUUAUGCAAAAGAUGGAUUUUGGACCUAUGUUACACAGAUUGCUACCUGUUCUCCGUGGAUGUUCUGGAUGUUUCUAAACAGUGUUUUUCACUUCAUGUGGGUGGCUGUGUUACUCAUGUGUCAGAUGUAUCAGAUAUCUUGCUUGGGUAUCACGACAAAUGAAAGAAUGAAUGCAAGAAGAUACAAGCACUUUAAAGUUACAACCACAUCUAUUGAAAGCCCAUUCAACCAUGGAUGUAUAAGGAACAUUAUAGACUUCUUUGAAUUCAGAUGCUGUGGUCUAUUUCGGCCUGUUAUCGUGGACUGGACAAGGCAGUAUACAAUAGAAUAUGACCAAACUUCAGGAUCAGGCUACCAGCUAGUGUAGCACCACCUUCGUCCUGUGAGCAUAUCAUAUCUGAGUGGUGCCUGAAAAUUUUCUCUCUCUCUCUCGAGUCUGCAUCCCUUGAAGAGUAGCAUGCUAUGUGUAGGGCUGAUGGUGAAUCAUAAGGUACCUUCUCUUCAUCAGAAUUUUAUUAACAAAUGUAAAAGUGGACAGAAUAAACUGCCGAACCUGAUAAGGAAGAGGAGGAAAAUCAAAAAGGGAUUUUAACAGUUCUUAACAUGAGAAUUAUUCAUGACUGCAUAUUCACAGUAUUUGUUGUUGCGUUUUUUAUUUAAGGUCUUUCACAAUGGAGCAUGAGAUUAUUGAAGUAUUGACAUAAGUAGUUACAUUGUGCUGAGCAGAAAAAUUUAUUUCCCAAUACAAAUAAUUCCACUGAAACAAGAAUCUAGAACAUAAAACUAAAUUUCAUGAUGCAGCGUUCACUGAUCACUAUGUUGUAGUUCCUGUAAUGUGAUAUUUUUAAUACAGGUUUUUGGUAGUAUCAUGUACAUUGAAAAAUGUGCUUUUCAGAACUGUUACCAACAUCAGGUGGUGGGAAUCCCCUGUAAUGUGUUAAGUUAUAGCAGUAGGGCGCAUCAGAUAACGCUGAAAAAAAUACAUUGCCCACAGUUUUUGGUGACUGUUUUUUGCCACCAGUUACUGGUACGACUAAAUACUUGUAGUAACCCUGUUCUGAGGUUAUAUAGUAUGAAAUAAAUAAAGAAAGCUCUUCUGUCAAAGUUAAAGCCCUGCUUAAAUGCAUGAUACACCUGUAAAACUAGAUUACAGUAUAUAAUGUUCAGGAAAAAAAGUGGAAAAAAUUCAUUAUCUUUGAAGUAACUGUAUAAGCACCUUACAAACUAGCGAUGUUUUAAUAUUAGGUUUGGUCCUCACACAGUACCAGCAUAGGGUAAUUGGAGACAUGUUGGAAGAGAAAUCACGUGGGGGAAACCACAGAUGUGAAAGCAAGAAUCUCAGUUGUAAAAAGACAAGACAGUUUUAAAUUGGAUGCGACUGCAGAAGAACAACCCAGAGUUGUCUUCAAUGCUGAUUUUGGUUGGUUGUAAAAUAAUGGAAUCCAAACUUUAACAAAGCAAAGUUCCCAUGAUAGUACAUGCACAGAAAAUGUAACACAGCGUUCUGAAGAAGAUGGUGUAUUGGCACGUGGAAAUCACCCUUAAUUUCUUUUUUUAAGUUCUCAUGCUACAGAUAUGUUUGGAAGGUAAGGAAUGAUCUGAAACUGCAUUCCAAAGGGGCUUUUCUUGAAUGUGAUGCACUGAUUUUUGUUAUGGUGUUUUCAUAAACUCAUAGUGAAUUGUUCACUGCUUCCUUAACUAUUGUUUACAGAGAGACUGAGAAUCAGGUUAGUUCUCUUCUAAGUGCUGUAGCAACCCAGUGGUUCGAGAAACCUGUGAGGGGAGUUUGGGGAGGGACCUGAAAGCAGAUGUCUGAGACCAGUGUAAAGAAUGUGUAUCUGUAUAUAAAUAAUUUAUCAAAUAGUUUUCUCUCUGUGAGUGUGUGUUUAGUGUAUUUAAAGCUGCUCAUUUUCAUUUUAUUCAACCAAAAAAGUGUAGGAAGAUAUCUAAUGAGCUUUUAGUGAUGUUUCAAUAUUGCUGUUAAUAGGCAUUAUGCCCUGCAAAUUCACUGCAUGUUUGAUGCUUGGCAAAAUUAGCGUUUUCUGUAAUAUGCAGAUUUCAGGUAAUAAAGCAAUCUAGUGGUAUUCCCGGCCCUUGCCUUAGUAAGAGAAGCAGUGAAACUGUAAAUAGUUGAUGUUCAGUAUUUGCAAGUCAACAUUUUUUCUGUAGAUGUUCAUUGAUCUCAAGACACACACUUAGUUUGCAAGUACCAGAUAUCAGGAUUUACAGAAGUGCAGCAUUAGAGUACUUGAAUGUUUAAUACUGGAAGAAUCAGCGUUGUCUUGGAUACAGUUUUAGUGGGAGGGAUUGGGGUGUAGGGGUGGCAAGAAGCUGUUGCUAUUUUUGUCAGACAAAAUUUGUAGUCCUAACGAAGACACGUUCUAUUUCAGUGAAAACAGUUGACAUCAGUUACUCGUCUUUUUUUCUACUCAGAAAAAAGCAUGAAGACUUUCCAGCGUUGUUUUAAUCACCAGUAAUGUUCUGCAUAUUUGUUCAGUUGGGGUUUGGGUUUGGUUUUUGUUCCCACAUUUCUGUUAGGGGUCGGUUGACCAGAAGAACUUCCAUCCACUUUAUUUACUAUCGCCUUGCACCAGAAGAGCAGUUCAGUACAUGAUAAACAAGUUCUGGCUUUAGUUGCCCAGUAGCAUUAACUGCCAUGACUUGUGUCACACAGAAGUGUUUGUAAAAACAAGAGAGGUGAUCUUUGGUAGUAUGUAGCGAGUUCUGCACUAUUUACUUGUUAAUAGCUCUCUGGUGACAGUUCUGUUGAGACCUGCAGAAUUUGAGCAGUAGUGAUAGCUAUGAAAAUUAACCUGUAUAU
Nestor notabilis (Kea) is the source of this 4256-nucleotide messenger RNA. RefSeq names its product zinc finger, DHHC-type containing 17 (gene ZDHHC17). Bases 318 to 1802 code for a protein of 494 amino acids. Gene Ontology annotation, cellular component: Golgi membrane. NCBI's taxonomy places the organism in Eukaryota, Metazoa, Chordata, Aves, Psittaciformes, Psittacidae. The record is from RefSeq and is a predicted model, not a curated record. The transcript is spliced from 16 exons. Gene Ontology annotation, biological process: protein palmitoylation. Gene Ontology annotation, molecular function: protein binding; palmitoyltransferase activity.